CGGAGGCGUAAACCAUGGAAAAACAAUUUGACGGAAAACGAGCUCUUGUUACCGGAGCUGGCAAGGGUAUUGGCCGUGAUGUUGCUAAGGAACUUGUAAAGUGCGGAGCUGUGACAUAUGCACUCAGCAGAACACAGUCAGAUUUAGAUAGUCUCAAAGAGGAGGUUCCAGACAUACACACUAUCGCAGUAGAUCUAGCAGACUGGGAUGCAACACAGAAAGCUGUAGAAUCUAUCGGUCCUAUUGAUUUAUUGGUCAAUAAUGCAGGUAUUAAUAUACCAGAACCAAUGUUAGAAAUUAAAAAAGAAUCUUAUGACAGUAUAAUGAACAUUAAUGUUAGAUCUUGUAUCCAAGUAUCUCAGAUCGUAGCUAAGACUAUGGUGUCUAGAAAAUGUGGUGGGGCUAUAGUGAACCUGUCCAGCCAAGCAUCCAUGAUUGCACUAACAAACCAUGCAGUAUAUAGUGCAUCCAAAGCUAGCAUUGAUGCUAUCACGAAAAACAUGGCGUUUGAACUUGGACCUCAUAAAAUUCGUUGUAAUGCUGUCAAUCCUACUGUGGUAUUAACAGAACUUGGUAAGAGGAGCUGGAGUGCUCCAGAGAGAAGUGGUCCUCUCAUAAAUCGUAUCCCCUUGAGAAAAUUUGCUGAAGUGGAAGAUGUUGUAAAUGCUGUCAUAUUUUUGCUGAGUGACAAGGCUGCCAUGAUCAGUGGUACCUGCCUGCCUGUCGAUGGUGGGUUUCUCAUUGCUGGUGUCUGAACAUUACAGUAAAAUACAGAUAUUUGAUCAAAAUAUUGGACAACCUAGCAAAGUUACUAUUGCAAUUUCAAGCUUUAUGCUGCAAUGGUUCAAAGUAAUAGUGUAAUCAUAUUCUUCACAGUAUUACAAAACAAACUCUAAAACAGACAUUACAUGUUUGUAAUUAGCAUUUAUUCAUAUUAGGCCAUGAUAUGCAAAUGAAUACAUGGGUCAUAUAUUAUUACACAUUGUAUGUACGGUACAUAGCAAAUAAACUGUUUUUAAAAAAAAA
Molecule: messenger RNA, 1026 nt
Organism: Saccoglossus kowalevskii
Lineage: Eukaryota; Metazoa; Hemichordata; Enteropneusta; Harrimaniidae
Product: L-xylulose reductase-like
Biological process (GO): xylulose metabolic process; glucose metabolic process
Molecular function (GO): L-xylulose reductase (NADPH) activity; carbonyl reductase (NADPH) activity
Source: RefSeq, a predicted model, not a curated record